This is a messenger RNA of Entamoeba invadens IP1, 1623 nucleotides long. RefSeq lists its product as hypothetical. Bases 1 to 1623 code for a protein of 540 amino acids. The transcript has a single exon. NCBI's taxonomy places the organism in Eukaryota, Evosea, Mastigamoebida, Endamoebidae. The record is from RefSeq and is a predicted model, not a curated record. Gene Ontology annotation, biological process: regulation of miRNA-mediated gene silencing. Gene Ontology annotation, molecular function: nucleic acid binding.
AUGAGUAAACCAACACCUCAAUAUCUAAAAUGGACCGACGUCGAACCAACAUUUCUCCAAAACUUUCAAACAUCGAUCCUCCACUUCAUAGACUUCGAGUUUGCAAAUUCUUAUAAUGCAAUUCCCAAAACCAACGAAAUUGGUAUUUCGACUGUUUCACUUUCAAAUCCGGCUGAACACGAUUCUUUCCAUGUAAUUAUUCGCUGUAAAAAGAGUGACAAAUACACAUUUAGAAUCCAUGGAAUUAACUCCAAUUCAUUAAUUUACCCGACACCGGGUGUCGGGUUCAGUCAAUUUAUUGAUUAUAUGUCCAAGUACUCUGGUCUCAAAAUCUUUGUUGUGAAAGAUGAGAAAGUUGGUGGAGGGGAUGUUAAAGUGAUGAAUUCGAUAUUUAAAACAAGUGAUAUUCAGUACACUAUACUUACACAUCACAUGCUAAUUAGUUGUAUACUUCAUCAUUUUAACGUAGAAUUUGAUGAAUUUUCAAUUAAAGGUGAAGUCAAUAUGUUUUACAAGCAUUUGCACGUCUCUGAGAAGUGCGAGUACCACACUAAGUUGGACAAAAAAUUCCACUGCGCUUUGAGUGACGCGAGAAACACGGCUUUGACUGUUUUUGCCUCUUUGAAAGCCCUUUGCAACGAGUUGGUGUUUCAUAACACAGAACUGAUUCCCUUCUAUGAGGUACCAAAAUUUGACAUGUCCGAUGGCUCAAGUUUUGUGCUGUGUUUUUGUAACACUUUUGGCACACGAAAUUCUGUGUAUGAAAUUUUAAUGGAAGAAGUCACUUAUCAAAAUGGGAAGUUAAUUGAGUGCGAAAAGGAUGAGAUGUGCUUUGAACACUUUGUACCGCCUCAAGUGAAAGGUCAAGCACAUCCAGAGAUCUAUGAAAAGUUGACAAGUGCAUAUCCCGAUGUUGAAAAUCACAACGAGAAAGCAUUUGAAAAUGUCUCGCAAUAUCUCAAAGACCACAGCGGAAUGUAUUUGGUCAAUUUUGGGUUCGUAUAUAAAGAAACAGACUUUGAUUUUUCAGAGAUGUAUUUGAAAACAAAACUUGCUAUGUGCAAAAUAUUAUAUGCGCAGUGUGGUGGAAAAGGCAAAUUCAGUGAUUUAAUAUUUUACAAUAAAAUAGAAGAACUUGGAGAUGCUAUUUUAGUGUCACAAAAAGAGAAAGAAAAAACAAAGGAAUUUGUUUGUAACAUCCACAAAAAAACUGAAUUUGAGAAAAGUUGUGUGUGUGAAGUCAAAGAAAAAUAUUUGAGAGGACUUGAAGAAUUCGCAAAACAUCGGGAAAUUUGUGAGCAACUUGGGAAGGACAUGAAAAUUUUUUUUGAAGAAGUACGAAAGCUAAAGGAAAAAGAAAAAAAGAAAUGGGAAGAAAACAAAGAAAAAAAGCUCCAAAUCUCCGAACAAAAAAAAGAAGAAGAAAAAAAAUCGACUUUUCAAAAAGAAGGUUCAAAAACAAAGGAAAAAGGUCAACAAAAAACUCAGAAAAGGGAAAGUAGAAAACAACGUAAAUUAAAUCGAGAAAAAAUUGAAUUGCGUCUGCUAAAAGAUCUGCAAAAAGGCAACACAGACGAUGAUAUUAAUAACGAAGAAGAAAAAAGCACAGAUAAGAAGGAGUAA